Molecule: messenger RNA, 2880 nt
Organism: Mobula hypostoma (lesser devil ray)
Lineage: Eukaryota; Metazoa; Chordata; Chondrichthyes; Myliobatiformes; Myliobatidae
Gene: anapc2
Product: anaphase promoting complex subunit 2
Exons: 14
Coding region: 14-2452 (812 amino acids)
Biological process (GO): protein K11-linked ubiquitination; ubiquitin-dependent protein catabolic process; metaphase/anaphase transition of mitotic cell cycle
Cellular component (GO): anaphase-promoting complex
Molecular function (GO): ubiquitin protein ligase binding
Source: RefSeq, a predicted model, not a curated record
AGACCCUGAGCGGAUGUUCGUGCGCAUGCGCGGUGUUAGGCGGCCGGCGAUGGCGGCAGCAAGUCGGGAAGCGCCGGAACUUGGUUUGUCAGCCGCUUGGAAUCGGCUGAGUGUCGGUUUGGUACCCGGCUCUCUCGGCUUGGACAUUCCUGGAUUGGAAAGUCAUGAGUUACUUGAGGAUGAACUGCGAACUGCAUUGGAAAUUUUAUGCCACUAUGGUUUGCAAUCAGUGCUUGUGGAUUGGUUUAUGGAGGUGCUACAGAUAGACCUUCAGGAAAAAAUUGCAGCAGAGUUCUGGGACUUUCUUACACAAAGGGAGAACAUGGUGACAGAACAACAGCGCUCAAAGCUUCUGCAUGAUGCUUUUUGUACAUUAAAUCAGAGGUUAGCACCGUAUCUACGUAGCCUGAAGUAUUUGGAGACUUGGCUUGAAGAAGGACUGAUUAACACUGUGGGACCUGGAACACUCAGGGACAAAGUCUACAACAUGGUUAAAGCUGUGUUAUUCUUCUCGAGUGUUCAACCCUUCCAGGAGAUUAUACAUGAGUUUUACACUCGUGCUUUCAGUAUCUAUGUUCACCGUGACAGGAGUCUGCAGAAUAGAAAUAGUUUGAGUGAAGAUGAUGAAGAAACUGUGGAUGAAAUAGAACUGAUGACGUGUGCGGGCUGCUGCUCAGAGAAAGAGAAGUGCUGGUGUAGCACUGCAAUGGAACAGUUUACAGAGGUCAAUCGUAUAUUGCAUUCGCUGAAUCUGCUAGAACGUAUCAGUGCUGACGCCAUCACCACCAUCCUGCACAAGAUGAUAGAGGAGCAUGUGGGCAGGUUGUGUCGUGGAGAGUAUGAAAAUUCCUUUCUGUCUCAGCUUGAGGAGUGGUUGGAGUCAAAAGUGAUUUGUUGGCUGAGUAUGGUUUUCCUGCAGAAGGCCAGCAUUAAAUCAGCUUCUCCUCAGACAAGCAGCACACUGCAACGCUGGAGAAUACACCUACAGUUUUUCCUCUAUCAAGUUUAUGCUAAUAUGAGGAUUGAGGAACUCUUCAGCAUCAUUCGAGACUUCCCAGAAUCCAAGGCUGCAUUGCAGGACCUGAAAGUUUGUCUAGAAAGGACCAAUCAGAGACAACAAUUGCUUUCAUCACUGAAAAUGGCCCUGGAGACCCGGCUUCUCCACCCAGGAGUGAAUACUGCUGAUGUGAUAACACUGUACAUUUCUGCCAUCAAAGCCCUUCGUGAGUUGGAUCCAUCCAUGGUAAUUUUGGAGGUGGUAUGUGAGCCAGUACGCAAGUAUCUAAGGACUCGUGAGGAUACUGUGAGACAGAUAGUAGCAGGUUUGACUGAUGAUUCAGAGGGUUCCAGUGAUCUUGCGAACGAACUCUCAAAAGCAGAUCCAAUCACUUUGGAGCACGGACAGGACAGUGAUGAUGACAUGUCUGAUCCAGAGAACUGGCUCCCUGAUCCUAUUGAUGCAGAUCCAGGGAAAUGUGGUUCUAAGCGCAGGUCUUCUGAUAUUAUUACCUUGUUGGUCAGCAUUUAUGGUAGCAAAGAGCUUUUCAUCAAUGAAUAUCGCACUCUCCUGGCUGACCGAAUACUCCAUCAUUUCAGCUAUAUCACUUGCAGGGAGAUACGGAACCUGGAGCUACUGAAGCUACGCUUUGGAGAGGCUCAGAUGCACUUUUGUGAAGUCAUGUUGAAGGAUGUAGCAGAUUCUCGACGGAUAAACAGUCAUAUUCACGAGGAGGAACAAGAGGGCCCCUUACACCUAAAUGCAAUGAUACUCUCUGGGGAGUUUUGGCCUCCAUUAAAAGAGGAGAAACUAGAGCUUCCUCCUGAAGUGAAGGAAGCAAUGGAUGCUUAUACCAAGAAGUAUGAGAAGUUAAAAGCCAUGAGAUCUUUGAACUGGAAACCUCACUUGGGAAAUGCUGAUCUGGAGAUUGAGCUGGCAGAUAGAACGUUGUCUGUGUCUGUUUCCCCCGUCCAUGCUGCCAUUAUAAUGCACUUCCAACAGAAAAGUACGUGGAGUCUGGAUGAACUCAGUGACGUCCUCAAAGUUCCACUCAUUGCCCUGAGAAGGAAAAUCGCACUCUGGCAGCAACAGGGAGUCCUAAAGGAAGAUCCGCCAGAUACAUUUACAGUGAUUGAGGAAGAACAGAAGGACCAGCAGGAGAAAAUGGUUUUGAUCGACAGUGAUGAGGAGGGAGACUCUGCUAUGGCUUCCCAAGCUGACCAGAAGGAAGAGGAAUUGCAGCUUUUCUGGACGUACAUCCAGGGCAUGUUGACAAAUCUUGAGAGCUUACCACUGGAGCGUAUUCACACCAUGCUCAAGAUGUUUGUAAUGACAGGGCCAGUAUUGACUGAAAUUGACAUGCAGGAGCUGCAGGUGUUCUUACAGAAGAAAGUGAAGGACCACCAGCUAGUCUACUCUGGUGGAGUGUACCGGCUUCCUAAAUCUAACUGCUGAGCAUAGGGCUCAUGCACAAAAAGAACAGACAGAAGGAAUCAGAUUUUGAACUUCUGACUUGCUGUCAUCAACGACCUUAAUCAGAAGAAGCUUUAUGUGGAAGAAUUUGCCAUUUUCCUGUAGAUUAUUGGAGGAACAGCAAGACCUUUGGAAGCUCUAGACUUUGAUCUUGCUGUCCUGGAUUCACCUCAGUUCUUCUGUACCCAAAAUCUGUGACAAUAAUACGGCCAUGGAUGUCUUUGGUGAAUGAGUUAAUGUCAACUGCAUGAACCUGAGUAGUUUGAUCUAUAUCACAGAUGGACAGGAGCAAGAUUAUCCAGCGGUAAUUACUAUCACUCACCUGUGCCUGUCAGAAGCCAGAUUGUCUUUACAUUCAUCUCAUGAUAAUUUUGUGAAAAAGAGUUGGUGAUCACGGAUGUCACAAUAAA